UGAAAAAUGCAAUAAUUAAAUAAAAACUCGCUAGUUGGACUUAAUUUUUAAAAUACUGAUAUUAGGAAAGAGCCCGUGAUCUUGAAGAUUUAAAGUUACCCAGUCCAUUAUGUAGGGUUAAGAGAAGGAAAGAAUGGGGUACUGAAAAAAAAAUAUUGGAAGAAGUAAUUGCUAAAGACUUCCCAAGUUUGGUCAAAGAUGGAAACACAGUAUUUUGAGAAGCUCAUUGAACACCAACAGAAUAAACCCAGAGCUGCGUACCCAGACGCAUGCUGAGCGCAUUGUUAAAAACCAGAGACAAAGAUCAUGAAAGCACCCAGAGCUCACAUGUCGUGUGGGAGGGAGGGAAUUAACAGUUAAAGACUGCAGAUUUCUCUUCACCAACUCAGGAGCCCAGAAGGAAGUGGUACAGUAGUGAAGGAACAGAAUUGUUGACCAGAAAGGCUAUAUUAUCAUCCUUCAAGAAAGUGAGGAAUAUAUUAAAGGAAUCUGUGAACCUGAAUUAGAAGAAAGAGAAUGUUAUCCCAAAGCGAUGCACUGCAUCUUUGUUGGAGCACAGAGCCUGUUCCUGAAGAGCUUGAUUCAGGAUACGUGUGCUGACCUCUGCAUUCUGGAUAUUGGCCUUGUUGGUAUUCGAGGCAGUGCUGAGGCCGUGGUCAUGGCAAGGAGUCACAUCCAGCAGUUUGUGAAGCUCUUUGAAAGCAAUGAGAACAUACCCAACAUCCAGAAAGAAUCAGAGGUGAAAAGGGAAUUCAAACAAUUUGUUGAAGCUCGUGCAGACAGUUACACAAUGGACUUGUUGAUUUUACCCACUUCUUUGAAAAAAGAACUUUUGACACUCACACAAAGCGAGGAGAAUCUGUUUGAAACAGGAGGUGAUGACUUUACUGAAGUUCGAGAUUCCCAACACACACCGUUUACACAAAAUGCCAGCCCAGCACUCAAUAUUUCCCGAGAGGAGGAGGUUUUCCGUGAAGAGGCAAGAAAUAAAGCUGGCACUCCUGUUUCUGAGCUCACAAAACAAAUGGACUCAGUGUUGUCCAAUUCACCAGAUGUGCUUUUUGUCCCAGUGAAUGGUCUGAGCCCAGGUGAAGAGGCGCUUUCCAAAGACAGAAUUUGUCACAAAAGGAGGUCUUCUGAUUCUGAGGAAAGGCACACCAAGAAACAGUUUUCUCUGGAGAAUGUUCGAGCAGGGGAGGUUGUGCACGAUGGUCCAGCCGCAGCUGACCUCUCAGAUUCUGAAGUGCUAGACAUAAAAGACACUACUGAGGAAAUGGAAUACAACAUCCUUGUCAACUUUUUUAAAACCAUGGGCUAUUCCCAGGAAAUUGUUGAAAAGGUCAUUAAGGAAUAUGGGCCAUCCACUGAGCCAUUAUUGCUCUUAGAAAAAAUCGAGAAGGAAAAUAAAAGGUCCCAAGAAAGUAGAGAAUUUUCACCUGGGACUGUGCAUCCAGAGAGCAGCAAAACCAAAAAUAAAAGUGUUUAUAGCAGCAUAAACGAACUUACAGAAGAAUCCACUCCAAAGAAAGCACAGGGUCACUCACAGCAAAACACGGCAGAGAAAUUUUCUCAGUUCCCAUUCAAAGCAGAACCUAAGCCAUGUACCUCAAACUGCCGACUUAAUGCUUUUGGAACAGUGCCAGUCGAGCAGAAACAUGAACUCUGGGGUUCAAACCAAAACUACACUUGUCAUUUAGACCUUGAAACUGAUGGCCUAUCACCUUCUGCUGCACCUUCAAGCCCCAAAGAGGUCAGUUUUGUCUCCAGAGGCACAUCAACUCACCAGCCCAGAGUUUCAGUUUAUCCUGAAAAUGGUUUGCAGCAACAAACAGAAUCCUUGCUUCCAAAUAACAUGAAAGCUGCCUGUGAAAAACAUUUGGGAUGUUGUAGCUCUCCUCAGUCCAACCCUCCUCCUCCCCUCUCGCCCCCUAUGCCACGACCUCACGUGUCACCUCCAGCUCGUGAUGUGAUGUUUGCGGGGUCUUCUGAUAACAUUGACUCCUCGGUUACUGGGGUUCAGAGGUUUCGAGACACUCUGAAAGUACCAUACAAGCUGGAAUUAAAAAAUGAACCAGGGAGAACAGACUUGAAGCACAUUGUCAUAGAUGGGAGCAACGUCGCGAUUACCCAUGGUUUGAAAAAGUUUUUUUCUUGUCGUGGGAUUGCAAUUGCGGUUGAGUAUUUUUGGAAGCUUGGCAACAGAAACAUCACUGUGUUUGUCCCUCAGUGGAGAACAAGACGUGAUCCCAAUGUCACAGAACAGCACUUCUUAACCCAGCUCCAGGAGCUUGGAAUAUUAUCUUUAACUCCUGCUCGGAUGGUCUUUGGAGAGAGAAUUGCUUCUCAUGAUGACAGGUUUCUACUACACUUAGCAGAUAAAACUGGUGGCAUAAUUGUAACAAAUGAUAACUUUAGAGAAUUUGUGACUGAGUCAGUCUCUUGGCGAGAGAUUAUUACAAAAAGGCUGCUGCAGUAUACUUUCGUGGGGGACAUAUUUAUGGUUCCUGAUGAUCCUCUGGGAAGAAGUGGACCUCGCUUAGAAGAAUUUCUUCAGAAGGAAGUCUUUCCUAGAGAUGUGCAGCCCCUCAAUGCCCUGCCACCAGUGGGCAUGUUCGACCCCAGCUUCAGAGGCCCUGGCACACAGGCCACCAGCUCCAGCCACCAGCCUCCAGCCCGGAGUCAGGGCACCCCUCCCAGCCACUGGCUUCCGCAGCAGUCCAGCUUCCCGCUCAUGCCGAACCUUCCCAGCAUCGCACAGAGCCUGCCCUUGCCAGCACAGAGGUCUUCUGCAGAAACCAACGAGCUGAGGGAAGCCCUUCUUAAGAUCUUCCCUGACUCUGAGCAAAGACUGAAAAUUGACCAGAUCUUGGUGGCCCAUCCGUAUAUGAAAGAUCUCAAUGCCCUGUCUGCCAUGGUGUUGGACUGAGGACGGCGCAGAGAGCAGAACCCAGGGCCCAUGUCUGACUUGGCCAGAAGUACUGUAAUGUGAAGAACCCAGUUUCCCAGUGCAAGCAUUUUUGUAUUGCACAAGGGAUAAAUGACUUUUUGUCCAUUAAAAAAAUGGAUUUUCAAAACCAGCUUUUUUCUAUAUAUAAAUUAUGCUGCUAUUAUUACAGAGUUAACAUUUUCUGUGAAAGGAAAGUCUACAUUUUCUGCCUGUUCAUAACUGUUUGAUAGUGGUUAUUCCUGAGUGUAUUUACAUUUUUAUGUUUUUUAAACUAUUUUCCUUAAAGCAGAAAAUAUUGACAAAUGGACAUGGUUAGUCUUUCUAAUAAAAAAAGAGCUGCUUUCCCCAAGGAAAGCAAGACUCUUAAAGUUUAUUUUCUUGAGAUGAAUAUGUCACGUCCACUAACAAAAUGUGCUUGUCCUCUGCCCUGCCCCCCACUGGAGUUGGACUUGAUUUGCUCCUGUGGGGGCUUUGGUUGGAGCCAACUGUGAGAGUGGACAGGUGGUGCCACUAGAUGGCACUUUGUGCCUAGCCUAGUUCCUGACCAGGCCAAAGUGAGUCACAGACUGUCAGGGCUGGGAGAAGUCUUCAAGCUCUUUUCGCCCCAUCCCUCCUUUCCUUCCUCCCUAUGGAAGCGGGAAGCGUGGCACAGAGGGCCCGCAUCCCCAGCCGUAGAGAGGCCAGGUGGGCACUUCGUGCACCUGAUGGGAAUUCAGACGCCCCAUCCCAGCCUAUGGUGACCAUGGCAGGGCGUGACGAUGCUUAGGAAGAGCUCCACACUCAAUGGACGUCUCAUGCCCACAGCCACGGGCAGCACCUCAACAUGGAGUUUGUACAGCUUUGCCAAAAACCAAUUUCCUACUCUUGAGAGUGACCCAAGCCAGUAAAUAGCAUUAGUAGCUUCUAGGGGUCCUGGGCCCCUCUAUUUAUUUUUGCUGUGUUUUGUCUCUUCGGUGUUUCCUAAACAGCUGUUCCUGUGAGGCUCAGAAUUGGUAUGUUAGUAUUACCUUUUUUUUCAGUGUUUCUAAACUCUGUGUCAGUGAAGUUCUUUUCCUGGGUGACUCUUUAACACCUUACUCUUCUCUGGACUUUGAAAGGGCUUAGUGUUUUAUACCCGUGCUGCCUGGGCUGCUCACAGUCGUUUUCAUGUCUGUGCUGUGGCUCCUGUCUUUCUUCUGACCCUGUCAGGAGUGGGUGAGGACUCUCUGCUGCUUUGUUCUUGGCAGUCAGGACUCCCAUCAGUGUGUUGCCCCCUGGCUUUCAUCUGGUCUCUGCAUCUUUUGAGGUCAUUCCAGAGCUGUCCAGGGGCCGGACUUGGAUGCCCUGAAUGGUUGUCAGCGGCUGUGGAAGCAGAGGCAGAAGACUUGAGGUAGACCAAGAAAGGGGCUUCAGCUCCGGACCCUGGGUCUCAACUUUGACAUCACAGCAGAGGUGAUGGGGAGGGCUCGCAGAUGACCCUUUGUGGCUCAGGGUUUGGUCCUGCAGCCUCUGCCAGUCCGCUGUUCCCCUCCUUCUGAGAAAAGAAGAGCCAGGAGUCUCUGAUAGCUAUGACUGAGCUGCUCGAAUGCUGGAUGGAGGCUGUGGGGCAUAACAUUUCUAGGCUUUAGAAGCAACUUGACCUUCAACACUGAGUAUUUUUUAAGAUUGCUUCUGAGAAAUCUAGUUGCCAGUAACCUUUCUGAGUUAUGGAAAAGAAGAAAGUAGACAAUCCCUUACACUUAUAAUUUGUGACAUGAAAGAUAAUUGAUAAUUCUGAAAUCUGGCAUUUUAGAUUUUGUAUUUAAAAACCCAAUUCUGAAGCCAUUACAGAAAUUUAAAUCUUUCUUUGCCUCCUAGUAAUACUUGGCUCUGUGCCGCUCGGGAGGUGUUUGUAGGUGAUCUGCCUCUCGCUGAGACAUCUUAGCUGCCACCCCAGUCAUGUUGGCCACAACCUCCACGUCUGGAAGCAUUAUAGCAGGCAGAGGCAGCGGUUGCUGCACCUGGAGGUACUGGUGGCACUGAAAAAUCCCCGGGCCACAUUCUGCCCAGGCCCCGAGCUACCUCUUCUGGGAGCAAAAAGAUGAGCCUGCCCUCCUGCACGUGCCCACCUGGAGGACCACAUUAUAGUAGUCAUGUCAGCUGUCCUGCAGGACAGCCAUGUCACCAGGACACAGGCCCAGGAAGAGAAGGCUCCCAUGGGCUGCAGGUGUGGAGUGCAAAAGAGGCCCCAUUGCCUCACUCAGAAUCCCCCACUCACCACCUCUGCUCCCCACCCUGGGCCUGGGGCCACCAGGAACAGACCUUGAAGCAUCCUCGCCUCCCGUCCCCAGGUGCCACCAGCCUUUGGGAGUCUUCCCAUUUGUGCUCCACCAGCAUUUCCUUGUCGCCACGUGUCCUUCCCACCAGCAACCCUGAGCUUCACCUCUCAUCUCCUAUCUCUAGCUCACUUCCCCGUUCGACCACAUGGCGCUCCAAUUGUAGUUAAGUCGCCUGAUGUCCUCUGACAUCAUUCAUUCACCAGUUUUCGAUCAUUGCUCAUGCUUUCCCCCAGCUCCUCCCCAUUCCCUUCCCAUGGGGAUCCCUCCACCACUUGGGAGUGGUCUAGGGAACAUCAGUCAGGAUUCCAGAGUCCUUUUCUGUGCGCACUCAGCAAGCUGGGUGUGUGGUGCCACAGCCUUCCUGUUCCCAUUUCCAGAAGGACACACACUUCAUUCUUUCUCUUCUCUUACCUGAAAACAAGUCCUUAAUAACCAUCUCCUCUCAACCAGGUUGUUUUCAGACACCAGGCCACCUAUGAGUCUGCAGGUAGACAAGGCAGCGUUCACAGAAAAUGCAGGUUCCUGGGCUCUGCCCCCAGGGACAUGGGCUGAGUAGGUCUGGAGUGAGGCCUGGGGAUCUGUAACCAGCUGCUGCUUGCCAGGCUUCAGCGACUGGUGGAGGGGACAGGGCGGGGAGGGUUGUGUAUCACUUGAGGGCUCCUACACUUACCCUUAGAGGUCACCACAUUCCCAUCAGCCUCACCGCUCCCCUAGCCCCACUCUCCCCCCAAAGCAUGGUGGUCUCUGUUGCCCCCUCCUCCCUGUGACCCCUGCAUCUGCUGUCUUCUCUUGCCCACCAGUCUUCAUCUGGCAUCCUGACCAACCCAGCCCCCUCUCCCGUCACCCUUCUCCAUUCCAGGUUUAUCUCCCAGUAAAGCACAUGUGUGAUGACCUUCAGUGGCAUCAAGCCCAAGGGGCCCAGUGUGCAGAGCAGCCCACCUCCCAGCCACACCUGACUGCCCACUUGAACAGCCCUUGCCGCAGCCGCGCCUUGUUCCCACUCCCUGCCUCCGUGUGUGCCCCUUCUCUCAGAUGGUUCUCCCCUUUCAGAGGCCCAACACCCAGCCUGCUCUGCACCCUUGCCCAGCUCAGACCAGAAGCAGCCCCAUCCUGUUCUGUUUCCCUACAGCACUUUGUGUCUUGCUUGUGGCCCUUGCCACUCAGGCUGCUGUUGCUGCAGCCGAUUGUGUACUGUGUCUUACUUCAGACUGUGAGCUCCUCGCGGGCAGGGACCUCUAUGCUCACUCUGUGUUUGCCACGGCGCCUAGCACAGUGCCUUGCACUUGAUAGGUGCUCAAUAAAUGUCUGCUCAAGU
Messenger RNA from Ochotona curzoniae (black-lipped pika), 6559 nucleotides. RefSeq names its product NEDD4 binding protein 1 (gene N4BP1). The transcript is spliced from 7 exons. Gene Ontology annotation, molecular function: RNA binding. Gene Ontology annotation, biological process: negative regulation of proteasomal ubiquitin-dependent protein catabolic process; negative regulation of protein ubiquitination. The coding region runs from base 533 to 2926 and encodes 797 amino acids. The record is from RefSeq and is a predicted model, not a curated record. Gene Ontology annotation, cellular component: nucleus; PML body. Lineage: Eukaryota; Metazoa; Chordata; Mammalia; Lagomorpha; Ochotonidae.